Octodon degus (degu) is the source of this 1928-nucleotide messenger RNA. It is a transcript of the gene Prss56, whose product is annotated as serine protease 56. Bases 70 to 1797 code for a protein of 575 amino acids. The transcript has 12 exons. The record is from RefSeq and is a predicted model, not a curated record. NCBI's taxonomy places the organism in Eukaryota, Metazoa, Chordata, Mammalia, Rodentia, Octodontidae. Gene Ontology annotation, biological process: proteolysis. Gene Ontology annotation, molecular function: serine-type endopeptidase activity.
CUGUUCUGGAGGUUGGGCUUGAGACCCUGGGGUGUUCUUGGUGCCCAGACUCCUUCCCUACAGCCUCCCAUGGCAGGACUUGGAGCCAGACCAGAAGGUUGCACUGAGGGUCUUGCCAACCUUGGAUGCUCUAUGUCCCAUGUCCCAGCAGUUCUGUCGGCCCAGGGGACCCAGGCCUUGCAGGCUGCCCAGAGGAGCGCACUAUGGGCGGUGAAGCGAGUGGCCAUGGAUCUCCAGCUCAGACUGCAUGAGUGUCAAGGACCUGGAUACCCCAGGCCUCAAGCCCAGCUCCUCCAGGAUCCACCUGAGCCAGGUCCUUGUGGCGAAAGGAAGCCAGUUGCUGCCAAUGUAACCCAGACUCACGGCCGCAUCGUGGGGGGCAGAGCAGCCCCGCCUGGGGCUUGGCCCUGGCUGGUGCGGCUGCAGCUCGGCGGGCAGCCUCUGUGCGGCGGCGUCCUGGUGGCGGCCUCCUGGGUGCUGACAGCGGCGCAUUGCUUCGUGGGAGCCUCCAAUGAGCUCCUGUGGACUGUGGUGCUGGCUGAGGGGCCCCAGGGGGAGCAGGUGGAGGAAGUGCCCGUGAAUCGCAUCCUGCUCCACCCCAAGUUCGACCCGCAGACUUUCCACGGUGACCUGGCUCUCGUGCAGCUGUGGACACCUGUGAGUCCAGCGGGGUCCGCGCGCCCAGUGUGCCUGCCCCAGGCGUCCUCAGAGCCCCCUGCCGGCACUCCCUGCUCCAUCGCAGGCUGGGGGGCUCUCUUCGAAGACGGGCCUGAGGCUGAGGCAGUGAGGGAGGCCCGUGUUCCGCUGCUCAGCCCUGACACCUGCCAAAGGGCGCUUGGGCCCGGCCUGCGCCCCAGCUCCAUGCUCUGCGCAGGUUACCUGGCGGGGGGCAUCGACUCGUGCCAGGGUGACUCUGGAGGCCCCCUAACCUGUUCUGAGCCUGGUCCCCACCCCAGGGAGGUCCUCUUUGGAGUCACCUCCUGGGGGGACGGCUGCGGGGAGCCAGGGAAGCCUGGGGUCUACACCCGAGUGGCUGUGUUCAAAGACUGGCUCCAGGAGCAGAUGAGCGCGGACGCUUCCACGCGCGAGCCCAGCUGCAUGGAGCUUCUAGCCGGAUCCCCGCCCGAGGAAAACCCAGCCGACACCGCCCGGCUCUGCGCCUUCUACGCGCGCCGGUGCCCGUUGUCCGAAGGCGCCUGUGCGCGCUUGGCCCGCCAGCAAUGCCUGCAGCGCUGGCGCCGGUGUGAGCUGCGCUCGCUGGCGCACAAGCUGCUGGACCUGCUGCGGAGAGCGCAGGAGCUGCUUGGCGUACGCCCGGUGCUGCGCCGCAGAGCCCUAACCCUGGCCCGCCCCGUCCCGUCGCUGCGGGAGCCCCCAGAGUCUGCAGCCCUCGAGCAGCGGCUGAACUCAGGACCACGGUCUUCGAGAGCGCGGUUUCAGAAGCGGAGGCCAGAGCCCCGCGGGAGCAUGAACGGCUGCCCUGGGCUGGAGCCUCUGCGACAGAAGUUGGCUACCCUUCAAGGUUCCCAUGCCUGGAUCCUGCAAGUCCCUUCAGAGCAGCUAGCCAUGCACUUCCAGGAGGUGCUGGCCGACUUGAGCUCCAAGACACUGACAGGCCUCUUCAGAGCGUGGGUGCGUGCAGGCCUGGGGGGCCGCCGUGUGGCCUUCAGUGGCCUGGUGGGCCUGGAGCCGGCCACACUGGCACGCAGCCUCCCACGGCUGCUGGUGCAGGCCCUGCAAGCCUUCCGCUCAGCUGCUCUGGCUGAAGGCCAGCCCUCGGAGCUGGGAGGGGCAUGAAGGGGGCUGCCCCAGGCCAGCGCCACAGAGGGCACCCACUGCUCUCAGGAGCUAGAGGGCUGGAGUGUUUGACAUGUCACUGUCCCCAAGGACCUGCACCUGUUGGUGGGUCAGGGUCCUAUGUCAUCCCA